AUGGCUUUCGCACCGCUGCUACGGCAGCACAUCCUGCCCUUAGCAGGCCUCUCUGCCGGCCUCGCGCUCGUCCCAACCCGAACAGUCUACGCGGAAGAGCCUCCCUCAGAUCCCAUAAAAGCGAUCCGCGCUCGCAAACCAAUCUACGACUCCCCCACCGAAGAGCUCGCCCGCCAAGUAGGCGCAACCACACCACCUCCAGCCUCUGGCAUCACCGAGAAGCCCCAAGAGCAGGAAGAUGCCUCCACCCCACCAAGGCCCACGCCCACCGACAAGCUCGCCGCCCAGGUGAAAGCCUCGCGCCUCUUCCUGCACCGCUACGCCGUCAAAGCCGAAGACGCCGUCAACAGCGGCAUGAACAGCAUCAUGGACGCCGAGCACUCCUUCACCAGCACAAUCGCAUCCCUCGCACCUCCCAAAGAAUCGAACGAGAAGCUCCUCCCCGGCGGAAUCUACGUCCUAGUCGCGGCGAUGGCGGGAAGUAUCAUAUCGCGAAACAGGAACGUGCUGUUCCGAUUCGUGACGCCGGCGUUGACGGGUGUGGUUACUGCGCAUUAUGUUGUGCCACGGACAACCGGGAAUGUGGGCAACUUGAUCUGGAAGUAUGAGGAGAGGUUUCCGGUGGUUAGGGAUAACCAUUUGAGGGUCAGCCAGGGUGUGAGGCAUUUCAUUGAGACGGGGAAGGCGCAUAGUCAGAUGGGCCUUGCGAUGGCUGAGGAGAAGGUGCAAGAGGCGAGGGAGAGUGUGCAGGAUUGGGUCAAGAAGGGAAGGUGA
Fulvia fulva is the source of this 774-nucleotide messenger RNA. RefSeq lists its product as uncharacterized. Gene Ontology annotation, cellular component: mitochondrial crista junction; MICOS complex. The transcript is spliced from 3 exons. Lineage: Eukaryota; Fungi; Ascomycota; Dothideomycetes; Mycosphaerellales; Mycosphaerellaceae. The record is from RefSeq and is a predicted model, not a curated record. Gene Ontology annotation, biological process: cristae formation. Bases 1 to 774 code for a protein of 257 amino acids.